Scomber japonicus (chub mackerel) is the source of this 3901-nucleotide messenger RNA. RefSeq names its product BMS1 ribosome biogenesis factor (gene bms1). The record is from RefSeq and is a predicted model, not a curated record. Gene Ontology annotation, biological process: ribosome biogenesis; endonucleolytic cleavage of tricistronic rRNA transcript (SSU-rRNA, 5.8S rRNA, LSU-rRNA); maturation of SSU-rRNA from tricistronic rRNA transcript (SSU-rRNA, 5.8S rRNA, LSU-rRNA). Gene Ontology annotation, cellular component: 90S preribosome; nucleus. Gene Ontology annotation, molecular function: GTPase activity; GTP binding; U3 snoRNA binding. The transcript is spliced from 23 exons. NCBI's taxonomy places the organism in Eukaryota, Metazoa, Chordata, Actinopteri, Scombriformes, Scombridae. Bases 56 to 3709 code for a protein of 1217 amino acids.
GGGGGUCACAGUACACAUGUGAGAAGCUGCUACAGCAUUGUAACCAGUGUGCAGGAUGGACGGGAAAGUAAAAGAGCAGAAGCGACAUCAGCAGAAGCACAGCGGGCCGAAGGCAGAGAGGAAGAAGCUCAGGAAGCAGGGAGGCACCACAGAAGAAGAUGCACGCAAACGCAACCCAAAAGCCUUCGCGGUUCAGUCCGCUGUGCGCAUGGCCAAGACCUUCCACAGGGCUCAAGAUAUAAAGGCCAAAAAACACCACAUCCCCCUGGUGGACCGGACUCCCUUGGAACCCCCUCCAAUUGUGAUUGUAGUCGUUGGGCCCCCAAAGGUGGGGAAGACCACCCUGAUCCGCUGCCUGAUUAAAAACUUCACCAGGCAAAAGCUUGGGGACAUACGAGGACCUGUUACCAUUGUCUCUGGUAAGAAGCGACGCCUCACUUUCAUGGAGUGUAACAAUGACAUCAAUACAAUGAUCGACCUGGCAAAAGUAGCUGACCUGGUCUUGAUGUUGAUAGAUGCCAGCUUUGGCUUCGAGAUGGAGACUUUUGAGUUUCUCAACAUCUGUCAGGUACACGGCUUCCCUCGUAUCAUGGGCGUGCUGACUCACCUGGACUCAUUCAAGAACAACAAGACACUGAGGAAGACCAAGAAGAACCUCAAACAUCGCUUCUGGACUGAAGUCUACCAGGGUGCCAAGCUCUUCUAUCUGUCUGGGAUGGUGUAUGGAGAGUAUCAGACUCAGGAGGUGAAGAACCUCGGCCGCUUCAUCUCUGUCAUGAAGUUUCGUCCUCUGGUGUGGCAGACCUCUCACCCCUAUGUGCUGGCUGACCGUAUGGAGGAUCUGACAGACCCUGAGAUGCUGAGAACAGACCCCAAGUGUGACCGGACAGUGUCACUCUACGGCUACCUGCGAGGGACACAUUUGAAAAACAAAGGCCAGGUCCACAUUCCAGGUGUUGGAGACUUUGGGGUGGGAGAUGUGAACUUCCUGCCAGACCCAUGUCCACUGCCGGACGCUCAGAAGAAGAGGGCGCUGAAUGAGAAGGAGCGUUUGCUUUAUGCACCCAUGGCCGGUGUGGGUGGGGUUGUGUACGACAAAGACGCUGUGUACAUCGAUCUUCCUGCCAACCACGUCAAUCAGCAGCAGGAGGAGGUGCGGCCCACCACAGAGCUGGUCCAGUCUCUCAUCGACACACACUCCACUCUGGAUGCUAAGAUAGCAGCCAGUAAAGUGUCUCUGUUCAGCGGCUCGGCCUCCAUGGACGCCACAGACAUGGAGCAGCAGAGCGGAGAGAAUGAGGGUCUUCAGGAAGAGCGUGUCUGGGAUCCCAAUACCCAGAGAGAGAGGAGGAAGGUGGUCUUCACUGGGGAGGAGGAGGAGGACGAUGAGGAAGAUGACGGCAGCGGUUCCAGCGACGACGAGGAUGCCGACAGCGAAGAAAGCGACCAAGAGGAGCAGGAAGACGUUGAAGACGGCGACAUAGACAACCUCUCUACAUUAAUCAAAAAGGCCAGAGCUGAAUCAGAAAAGGACGGGACGGGUGGAGCUCCACCUGUGAAGAAACAGAAGAUGGAGAAAAAGAGAGGAGACGGAGAGGAGAGCGCUGAGCUGCCGGCGUUUGCUGACAGCGACGACGACCUGGAGGUGAGCGAGGAGGAAAGCGAUGAAGAGGCACAGAAGGGGAGAGCAGGAGACUCUGGGCACUGCUCUGAAGAGGAUGAAGAGGACAGUGAUGAUGAUGAAGAGGAGGAAGAUGAUGAUGAGUCAGAAGAGGAUGAUGGUGAAGCUGCAGAGAGUGAGAGUGAGGAGGAGGAAGAGCUGGGGGCUCUGCGCUGGAAGGAGGGUCUGCAGCAGAAAGCGUCAGAAGCAUUUCUACGGCAACAAGAAGCUGCUCCCAAUCUGCGAAAACUGGUUUACGGUUCAGUUGUUGCAGGGGAUGAGGAAGAUGAAGAUGAGGAGGAGUUGGGAGGGCUGUUUCGAGUCAGCCGCCCUCAGAAGAGUAAAAAGUUCCAGGCGAACUCUCAGGACUGCUCCCGCUUCAACCCUGACGCCUCCCACAACUGGGAUCUGGAGGAGAUGAUGAACUCUAUCAAAGACUGCUUUGUAACAGGAAAGUGGGAGGAGGGCCAAGAUGCUGCUACACUGCUGAAGGAGGACGAGGAACUGUACGGUGAUUUUGAAGAUCUGGAAACAGGAGAAGUCCAUAAGGGUCAAACUGGGCAGCAGAACCAGGCGGAGCAGAACAGUGAGAAUGAUGAUGAAGACGGUGAUGACGACGAUGAAGCCGAAGAGACUCUCAUGAAGGUGGAUGACGAUGAGGUCCAGAAGAAGAAGCGCAUAGAUAAGAAGCGGCGGCUGAAGGAGCGGUUCGACGCCGAGUAUGACGACGGAGACGCUACAUACUUCGAUGACCUGAAGGAGGAGAUGCAGAAGCAGGCAGAGCUGAACAGAGCAGAGUUUGAGGACAUGGAAGAUGAGACCAGAGUUCAGUACGAAGGCUUCAGACCAGGAAUGUACGUCAGAUUAGAAAUCUCCUCUCUUCCCUGUGAGUUUGUCACCAACUUCGAUCCUCACUACCCCAUCAUCCUCGGAGGCCUGGGCUCCAGCGAAGGCAACGUAGGAUACCUGCAGAUGCGACUGAAGAAACACCGCUGGCACAAUCGCAUCCUGAAGACUCGGGACCCCCUCAUCCUGUCCCUAGGCUGGCGUCGCUUCCAGACCAUCCCCCUGUACCACAUCGAGGACCACAACGGACGCCACCGCCUGCUCAAAUACACACCUCAGCACAUGCACUGUGGAGCCUCCAUCUGGGGUCCCAUCACACCACAAGGCACCGGCUUCCUGGCUGUGCAGUCAGUAGCAGGAACUAAAGCUAGUUUCCGUAUUGCAGCCACAGGAGUCGUCCUGGAUCUGGACAAGUCAGUGACUAUAGUGAAGAAGCUCAAACUCAUCGGUUACCCCUAUAAGAUCUUUAAGAACACAAGCUUCAUUAAGGGCAUGUUCAACACCAUGCUGGAAGUGGCCAAAUUUGAAGGUGCCUCUGUACGAACAGUGUCAGGGGUCAGAGGUCAGAUCAAGAAGGCGCUGUCGACACCUCCAGGAGCUUACAGAGCAACUUUUGAGGACCGGCUGCUCAUGAGUGACAUUGUGUUCCUGCGCUCCUGGUAUCCACUCACUGUUCCUCAGUUCUACAACCCCGUCACCUCUCUGCUGCUGCCUGUGGGACAGAAGGACGGCUGGGCGGGCAUGAGGACCCUGGGCCAGAUUAAACAUGACCUGGGCAUCCGCAACAAGCCCAACACUGACUCUCUGUACAAGCCGGUGGUCAGGGCACAGAGGCGCUUCAACACCCUUCACAUCCCCAAAGAGCUGCAGAAGGCUCUGCCCUUCAAAAGCAAACCCAAACAACAGCAGGCCCAAGGAAAGACCCCCAGAGACCUGCAGAGGCCCAGCGUGAUCAGAGAGCCCCACGAGAGGAAGGUGGCAGCCCUGAUCCAAGCUCUGAGCGCCGUGCACAACUUCAAGAAGAAGAAAGCCCACAUGGCUCAGCACGCCAAACACAAGGACUUCCUGCAGCAGAAGGACAAACAGGAGGAGGCCAAGCUGAAGAGACAGAAGGAGGCGCGUAAAAAACUGUACCGCGUCAUGGGCCAGAAGGACCAGAAGAAGCAGAGGUCCAGUCUGAAGGGGGCAGCAGAGGACGACUAACUCACUGUAUCUGGACUCAUGAGGCAGACCUAUGUGGACUCUCACUGAGACACUGGGUCUGCUCUUUGGACUGUUAGCAUGUGUUUCUAUUUUCUUGUAUUUUUCUAAACAUGUUGAUAUUGAAACUCACCUGUAAAGCCUAAGCCUAUGUGACUUUUGGAUUUUGUUUUAAUAAAACAGUAAUUAUGACCA